This is a messenger RNA of Rodentolepis nana, 381 nucleotides long. Lineage: Eukaryota; Metazoa; Platyhelminthes; Cestoda; Cyclophyllidea; Hymenolepididae. The record is from the annotation of a GenBank genome assembly.
AUGAAGCUAGUCAGAUUUCUUAUGAAAUUGAAUCACGAGACAGUUACAAUAGAACUUAAGAAUGGUACUCAAGUUCACGGUACCAUCGCUUGUGUUGAUGUCUCUAUGAAUACCCAUUUGCGAUCAGUUAAACUCACAAUGAAGAAUCAAGACACUAUAAGUAUGGACACACUCACUGUUCGUGGCAAUAAUAUUCGCUACUUCAUUCUUCCUGACACCCUUCCUUUGGACACACUUCUUAUUGACGAGGGACCUACUAAGCGCAAACCCAAGAAGGAAAGCAUUUUAAAUUCGACGCGCGGGCGUCGUGGUCCCUUGGUCCGUGGAAGAGGCAGAGGUGGACCACGUGGUCGUGGGCGCGGUGGUCCAAUGCGUAGAUAA